Messenger RNA from Phytophthora sojae, 693 nucleotides. RefSeq lists its product as hypothetical. Lineage: Eukaryota; Oomycota; Peronosporomycetes; Peronosporales; Peronosporaceae. The coding region runs from base 1 to 693 and encodes 230 amino acids. The transcript has 4 exons. The record is from RefSeq and is a predicted model, not a curated record.
AUGCUCGCGGGACCGGACAAGGCCGGCGCGGGCAGUACGUUCGCGGCCCCCGGCAAGAUCGGCACAGACGUCAUGCCCGAGCCCGACAUGCCCGCCACCGACGGCAUGCCCGACACCAACGACAUGCCCGAGCCCCUCGCCAUGCCUGACUCCGCCAUCCCGUUCAUGCCCGACAAACCCGACUCGACCUUCCCGUUCACGGCCCCCAGUAGCCCCAGCAAGGACGACACCCGCGCGGCCUCCGACAUGCCCUGCAACGACGCAAUACCGGCAGCCCCUGACAUGCCCUACACGGUCGGCAUGCUCGCGGACCCCGACAAGCUCGGCGAGGCCAACCCUUCCGCGGUCCCCGACACGCUUGGCACGGACGGCAUUCUUGGCAAGGAAGCCACGAUCGAGUCCCCCGAGAUGCCCGGUACCAACGCCAUACCGGCGACUCCGUCUGCCCCCUCCCCUCGACCAGCCCAGCGCGAACGGCAUGCUCGCGGACCCAGAUCAUCCCAAGGCUCACGAUCACCGACCAUGCCCGACCUGGACUGCGUGCUGAUCCCAACUUGGACAAAGCCCUGUGUGGAAAGCAUGAUCGUGGCCUCUUACAAGCCGGACAUGCCAAUGCGCCUGCGAGUCCCUCGUCGACAGCCUGCCAUACCUCCCGGCGAGCCGGGUAGCUCAGCGAACGACCGGGGCUUAUGA